Messenger RNA from Betta splendens (Siamese fighting fish), 1842 nucleotides. It is a transcript of the gene cdcp2, whose product is annotated as CUB domain containing protein 2. NCBI's taxonomy places the organism in Eukaryota, Metazoa, Chordata, Actinopteri, Anabantiformes, Osphronemidae. The record is from RefSeq and is a predicted model, not a curated record. The transcript has 6 exons. Bases 1 to 1596 code for a protein of 531 amino acids.
AUGAGUCCCUGGGUGGCUCUAUUGAUUAAUUUACUACUGGCUGUUGACAAGGCGGAUUCUAAAAAAGAUGUCAAAUGUGGAGGGAUCCAUUCUGCUCCGUCUGGGAACAUCUCCAGCCCCAACUUCCCAGGCCCAUAUCCCUACAACCUGGACUGCUCCUGGCUCAUUGUGGUGGCAGAGGGCUCCUCCGUCCUCCUGACCUUUCACCACUUCGAGCUGGAGUACCACACCAGCUGUGCUUAUGACUACAUCAGAAUCUACAAUGGCAUAUCGGAGGAUGAGGGAAACCUCCUUGGGACAUUUUGCGGUGACAUCGCUCCACCUCAGUUCACCUCGUCCUGGAAUGUCAUGUCCAUUAUCUUUCAUUCAGACCGCCAUGUGGCCCACAGGGGCUUCAGCGUUGGCUACAGAAAAGACAUGUGUGGUGGCUUCCUAACUGGCCUGUCCGGUGUGAUCACCAGUCCGGGCUACCCUCAGGAGUACAGCAACAACGCCGACUGCUCCUGGUCCAUCCAUGUGUCCAACAGCACCGUGGUCACCUUGGUCUUCCUGGAUUUUCAGCUGGAGAACAAUGAAGAGUGCAACUUUGACUUUGUCGCCUUGUUUGAUGGGCCAACAGUCAGCCACCGCCACCUGGGCAAAUACUGCGGCACGGACAACCCCCCCUCCGUCGUCACCACCUCCAACCAGCUCUCCGUGGUUUUUAAAUCAGACUUCAACAUCGGGGGACGAGGGUUCAAGGCCUACUACUACUCAGGUGAAUGUCAGCAGGUUCUAUCAGAUGUAAGUGGCAACUUCAGCAGCCCCCAUUUCCCCAACAUCUAUCCCAACAACAUCAACUGUCACUGGAGCAUCACUCUAGCAGCUGGGUACCGCAUCAAACUCUUCUUCCCCAUCAUGGACUUAGAGGAUCGUAACAGCCUGUCAGACGAGUGUGACUAUGAUUCCGUUGCUGUUUACGACGGAGACAGCCACACAGACGCGCUUCUGGGACGCUGGUGUGGCAGGGAGCAGCCUUCCUCCCUCAUCUCAAAGGGAAACAAGCUGCUAGUGGUGCUCAACACAGACAGAAAUGAAGCUCACAGAGGGUUCACCGCCUCGUAUCUUGGAGUGGUGCCUGUAAAUGUUAGCUGCACAAGAUCAGAGUUCACCAUUUUGAUACCUCAGCAGUCUUUACCUCAGCUGGACCGAGAGAGUAUCUACCUGGGAAAUCCAACCUGUGCAGCGCAGUUAACGGCCACCUCGUAUAAGAUACUGGCUCAGUUUGUCAACUGUGGUACAGCAAGCCAGAAACAUCGCAACAUCACCAUGCUGGUAAAUAAACUCUACAUUGAUUUUUCUGAUGGGAAGCAGCAUAAUGUACAAGAAUAUAAGGUGCAGUGUGAUGCCCUGAGGAAGAUUGCAUCGGUGUCCAUUAUUUCAGCAGAGGAGCGGCGUCUUGAGGAGCAGGCCCAACAAUCUGACACUGAUAGUAACAUCGAUGCAGGAGAGAAGAAAGCUGAGUCUCAUGACUUUAGUGAUAUUGUCUUCAUUAGCAUCUGUGUUCUGGCUGUAAUUCUGAUGGUAAUAGCUAUUGUUUGGCUUGUGCUGCUUUAGUCAUUUAUAUUGUGCACAUUGAACUGUCAAACAAGGAAAGGGCUUAAAUUAAUUUGUCAUAUUUUAUUGACUUUCUAUGUUUACCGACAGUAUUAAACAAAACACCGGUCAACAAAGACUCCAUUAUUUCAGUACAAACAAUGGCAAUUUCAUCACAACCAACAAUAAAGUUUCAUCUUCUUGACAAUAAGCUACAAGCAGUAAAAAAAACAGUGUGCCACAAAAUGUAAAAGUAUUUUAUAUGUC